Molecule: messenger RNA, 586 nt
Organism: Solanum lycopersicum (tomato)
Lineage: Eukaryota; Viridiplantae; Streptophyta; Magnoliopsida; Solanales; Solanaceae
Product: probable WRKY transcription factor 43
Biological process (GO): regulation of DNA-templated transcription
Molecular function (GO): DNA-binding transcription factor activity; sequence-specific DNA binding
Source: RefSeq, a predicted model, not a curated record
CUGCUAUUAUAUAUAGAUAUAGGCAUAUGAGUGGUGUGUGCAUGUGUAUAUAUCUAAUUUAAUUAUCAAUUAGAAAAGCGAUAACGCCUUAGCUUGGAUCAUCUAUCCUACUACUAAAUGGAUAUUAAUGAUGUGGUUGUUGGUUCUGUAUCCGAGAGGAUGCAAAAUGAUCAUCGUAAUUUGUUAUCGGUUAAGAAUAAGAAAAUUAAGAAGCCCAGAUUUGCUUUUCAAACUAAAAGUCAGGUUGAUAUACUUGAUGAUGGCUAUCGAUGGAGAAAAUAUGGACAAAAGGCUGUCAAGAACAACAAUUACCCAAGAAGCUACUACAGAUGUACUCAUGAAGGAUGCAAUGUGAAGAAGCAAGUACAGCGCCUUUCCAAAGAUGAAACAGUUGUAGUGACUACUUAUGAAGGAAUGCACACUCAUCCUAUUCAAAAGCCCAAUGAUAAUUUUGAACAAAUCCUCCAUCAGAUGCAUAUUUUUCCUAAUCCUCCAUGCCAUUUAAUUAAUUAAUGCUCUCUUAUUACACUUUCAAAACAGAUAUUUACUACAGCUACUACCAAAGAUAAAUGCUUCAUUUGGACUA